This is a messenger RNA of Cordyceps militaris CM01, 420 nucleotides long. Its product is annotated as Got1 family protein. NCBI's taxonomy places the organism in Eukaryota, Fungi, Ascomycota, Sordariomycetes, Hypocreales, Cordycipitaceae. Gene Ontology annotation, biological process: endoplasmic reticulum to Golgi vesicle-mediated transport; retrograde transport, endosome to Golgi. The record is from RefSeq and is a predicted model, not a curated record. The transcript has 5 exons. Gene Ontology annotation, cellular component: COPII-coated ER to Golgi transport vesicle; Golgi cis cisterna; endoplasmic reticulum. Bases 1 to 420 code for a protein of 139 amino acids.
AUGUCGUCCAUGUGGCUUUCAGACACGCAGAAAAUCGGCGUUGUUUUCUGCUCGGGAGGUGGUCUGUUUCUGGUUGGAGGAGUCAUGUUCUUCUUUGACCGUGCCAUGCUUGCCAUGGGAAAUAUUCUCUUCCUCAUCGGCCUCACCAUCAUCAUUGGCCCCCAAAAGACACUCGCCUUCUUCGCGCGCAAGCAAAAGGCCAAGGGCACGGCCGCCUUCUUCGCCGGUCUCGCGCUCAUCCUCCUGCGCUGGACGAUUGUCGGCUUCAUCAUCGAAGGCUAUGGUAUAGUGGUCUUGUUUGGUAACUUCCUUGGAACGAUUGCGGGCUUUGCGCGCGGCAUCCCCGUCGUCGGCCCGUACAUUGGCCUCGCCAUUGAUCGCUUAGGUGUCGCCCGCACCAACGCGGAGCUCCCCGUAUAG